This is a messenger RNA of Bolinopsis microptera, 8949 nucleotides long. Its product is annotated as zonadhesin-like. Bases 46 to 8949 code for a protein of 2967 amino acids. NCBI's taxonomy places the organism in Eukaryota, Metazoa, Ctenophora, Tentaculata, Lobata, Bolinopsidae. The record is from RefSeq and is a predicted model, not a curated record. The transcript is spliced from 74 exons.
UCGUGUCAGGACUGUCCAGCAGGUCAGUACUGUAAGAACUACACGAUGACAUCAGGAGAGACCUGCCCUAAGGGUACCUACUGUCAGGGAGGAAAUGUUCUGCCUACUGAUUGUCCUGCGGGAACCUACAACGAUCAGCUUGGCUCGGUUAACUCCACUAUGUGUCUACCUUGUACUGCUAGUUUCUACUGCAAACCUGGAACGGAGAAACCGGUCCUAGAAUGUAACGCUGGGUUUAUAUGCCUGAACGGAGCUGAUACUGGAACACCUGAGGAUGGAGUAAAGGGUAAGAAAUGCCCGCCAGGUAACUACUGUUUACAAGGAGCCUUAUCUCCCACCCCCUGUCCUGUUGGAACUUUCAAUCGUGUGGAAGGUGGCGAAGAGGUUGAUGAUUGCCAGAGUUGCACCAGAGGUAUGAUGUGUACUGCAGAGGGACUAACGGAACCUAACGAGGAAUGUGUGGCUGGGUAUUUCUGUCCUGAGGGCCAGUCCGUACCUCAAUCAUACAAGUGUCCGAAAGGGUACUACUGUCCGAACGGUACUGCCGGAGACAGCCCUACCGAUGCCAAUGCUGGACUCAGAUGCAAGAACGGAACGGAAUCUACAACGACGGGACUCUCAGAAUGUGAGGAUUGUAACGCGGGAGAUUUCUGCUACCUAGAUCAAACAGAGACCCCAAAAAAAGAGAAAUGCAGUGCCGGUCACUACUGUCCGCGGGGUACCCCACAACCGUUACCUUGCGAUCCGGGGACGUUCAGUGACAAAGAGGGUCUGUCGAAAGCCUCUGAGUGCUCACCCUGCCCUAAGAACUAUUUCUGUCCCACUCCCGGUGCUACUGAUGAUAACGAUAAGCAGCCGUGUGAAGCAGGGUACGAGUGUAUGGGAGGAGCUAGAAAUGCUAAUCCGACUGAUGACGUCACCGGAAGAGCAUGCCCGCCUGGGUAUUACUGUCCUGCGGGUCUUGAUAAGGUGCCCUGUCCUGCAGGAACAUACCGACUGCAAGACACUGGGAAAACAGAAGACGACUGUUCACCAUGCCAGGGAGGCUUCUAUAACCAUCUCGAAGGAGCGACGGAAUGUACGCUACAAUGUCAAUCGGGGUACUAUUGUGCAUCUAAAGCAAUAAAACCUGAUCCCGACGAUGGGGAAACAGGUGAUAUUUGUGGUACAGGAACGUUCUGUGAAGUAGGAAGCAGUAAGGAGGAGGAUUGCCCUAGAGGAACAUUCAACUCAGAAACAGGAAAGUCCGAGUGUAGACCCUGUACAGCGGGGUACCAGUGUCCAGACCUAGGGAUGGACGACAAGGGGGAUUCUUGUCCAAAGGGAAGGUACUGUGAGGAGGGCAGUGUGGAAGGGGAGAGCUGUCCACUUGGCACGUACAACGACAAUACUGGAGGAAGUAUACCGGCAAACUGUAGGAAAUGUGAGGCGGGUAAUGCCUGUACUGCCCGGGAGUUAGAGGAACCUGACGCUAUCUGUCAAGCUGGCUAUUUCUGCUGUGUGGGUUCCGAUACGGUUAAUCCUAAUAAUGAUCCUCAGGACAUCAAUUCUCCCUGCGCAAACACUGGUUACAUCGGUGGAGUGUGCCCGGAGGGGUACUACUGUCCUGAAGGUACAGGAAAUCCUAUUAACUGUCCUGAGACCUACUACUGCCCUAAAGCUACGAGCAUGUAUACUCUUCAUUGCGACCCAGGGUUCCACUGUCCGGAACGAAGCACCAUAAAAACCCAGGAGCAGUGUGGGGCAGGGUACUGGUGCGAGGACGGUGCUAAAACUGCCUGUGCUAAGGGCUCCUACAACCCUAAAUUUGUGUCCUCUGAUGUUACCUCGUGUCUACCCUGCGAGGGCGGACGAUACUGUGACCGGGAAGCACUGAACACCCCUACUGGGGAGUGUGACGAGGGGUACUUCUGCUCGGGGGGAGCUGAAUCUAGACAAGAGGAGGAGUGCCCUCCUGGUCACUACUGCGGCAAAGGGUCAAGUGAAGCGCUGGAGUGUAAGCCAGGAGAGUACCAGCCAGACAAGGGUCAGGGAGAGUGUCUGCCCUGUCCUCCGGGUCAAUAUUGUCCUGAUCCCGGGAUGGACUCUACAGAGGGUCAGUGUACGAAAGGGCAUUACUGUCCAGAGGGUGCGAUAGAUCCUGUGCCAUGCAAAGAGGGAACAUACAACGAUAUCCUGGGAAGAACGUCAGAUGCGGACUGCCAAAAUUGUAAACCUGGUUACUAUUGCCCAGGAACGGGCAGGUUUGAGAUGGAAAACAAGUUCAGAUGCAAAGCAGGUUACUUCUGUGACGGCAGCAAGCCUGUGAGCAGUAGUACCGGAGGCACCAAGUGCUCUAUCGGGAUGUACUGUCCCAAGGGAACGGAACAGGAGUUACCGUGUCCCAUCGGAACCUUGGGAUUAAAGACAGGUCUCGGUAGUGAGGAAAAAUGUACCGCUUGUCCAAAAGGUUACGUGUGUGACAACGAGGGUCAGGAGGAAGCGUCAGGUGAAUGUGCACCGGGUUACUUCUGCCCCGAGGGUACCACCACAGCCAACAUGGAGCCCUGCCCCAUGCACCAUUUCUGCACUAAACGUAGUGAGGAACCCGCUAAGUGUGAAGCUGGGAAGAAAACAGAAGAGGGAAAGCGAACAGACGUGGCUAACUGUAUCGAGUGUACCCCUGGAACGUACUGUGAAGCGGGGGAAGGAGAGAAAGACUGUCCGGCUGGGCACUAUUGUCCGGUAGAAUCAGCUGCUGCCACCCCUUGCGAGAGCGGAACGUAUAAUCCUAAUGUGAGGAGCGAGAGUGAGGAUGCUUGUGUUGCUUGUCCUCCUCAGAAGUUCUGUCAGGGAGGUAAUUCGAUACCAGACGGCAACUGUGCAGCGGGGUAUUUCUGUGAGGAGGGUGCUGAACGAGCGGAACCACCCGAUGAUGACAACUAUGGUAGAUGUCCUGAGGGGUACUAUUGUGUCGAGGGAACCGCUAACCCUGUUGCUUGUCCUGUUGGCAAAUUCGGGGACAGGGACCGUCUCGAAGCGGAGGAUGAGUGUUCAUCCUGUACGGCCGGGAAGUACUGCGAGCAAACAGGACUAACCCAAACGGACCUGGAGAGUAGAUAUUGUGCUGCUGGGUACUUCUGUUCUGGAGGAGCUGAGAGUAAUCAGCCGGCUGCUGGUACCGGACAAGGUGGCCCCUGUGAACCAGGCCACAUGUGUCCGGAGGGAAGUUCAGCUCAGGUUCCAUGUGGAGUUGGUUUCUAUCAGCCCGCCACGAAACAGAGCGAAUGUCUCCCGUGUAAAGACGGUUACGAGUGUUCAGAAGCAGCGAUAGCGGACCUCCAGGACUCCCACAAGUGUAGUGCAGGCUACUACUGCGAGUCCUCGGAGAAGAAGCGUUGUCCUGCCGGAACCUUCCGUGGAGAACCAGGAGGAGACAAUCCAGGUUCCUGUAUAGAGUGUCCUGCAGGAAAGUACUGCGAGGAAGCUACAGCUAUACCACACGACUGUGCCGAGGGGAGGUGGUGUUCUGCGGGUAGUGUUAGUGAGAGUGACGGUGAGCACGGCGGAGUGUGUGGGCCAGGUUUCUACUGUGCAGCAGGAUCCAGAACCCCUGAAGCGUGUCCUAAGAGCUACUACUGUAGUGGAGACGGCAACUUUGAGUUGGUAAACAAGUGUGAUGCUGGUUAUUACUGCCCCGCACAGUCAACUACACCUACUGCGGUGGAGUGUCCUGCAGGUAGUUACUGUCCAGCAGGACAAGGUGACCCAAUACAGUGCCUACCUGGAACAUACAAUCCUGACAAGGGGAAAGAGAAGGUGGAUGACUGUGUACCCUGUAAAGCUGGUCACUACUGUGAUACUAAUGGUAUGAGUAGUGUCGACGGGAAACUUUGUAACCAGGGAUUCUUCUGUCCUGGAGGGCAGGAAACAGGAAGUCCAACCGACUACAAGUGCAUGGUAGGGUUCAAGUGUCCUGAGGGUUCCACACAUCCUAAACUCUGCGAAGAGACCACAUACCAGCCUGAUGAGGAGAGUGGUACUUGUGAUAUCUGUCCUGAAGGUCACUACUGCACAGCGUCUACCCUGAUUCAGGACUGCUCCUUCACCUUCACUGAGUCAGCGUGUAAAGCUGACUCCACUGACUCCGACUGUACCAUCUCCAUCUCCAACCCUCAACCUUGUACUGCGGGACACUACUGUUCUGGUGGGAUUAUCUACCCGUGUGAAGAGGGAACGUUUAAUACCAAAACACAACAGUCCACAGAGGCAGCCUGUCUGCCCUGCUCGGCAGGUAAAUACUGCACUGGUACAGGUCGAGCUACUGACGGCCAGGACUGUGAUGCUGGUUUCUACUGCACUGGAGGAGCAACUCUCGGCAACCCAAUGACGUCAUCACAAGGCGGAAGAGAGUGCGAUAAAGGACACUGGUGUGGUGCUGGAGCUACUGCCAUGGUACCCUGUCUCAAGGGUACCUACAACCCUGAUAAACGGGGUACGGACGUCUCCUUCUGUAGGCCAUGUCUGGGGGGUCACUACUGUGAGAUACAAGCUCUGACAAGUCCCUCUGCUAAAUGUCAAGAGGGCUUCUACUGCUGGAAGGGAGCUAAAGAAGAGUCUCCGUCGGCUAACGACUACGAAAAGGAGGAUGAUAUGGCACUAGCCGGAGUUUGUCCACCCGGACAUCAGUGUCCGGAGGGAACCACUCUCCCGGAGGAGUGUGCUCCUGGAACUCUUGCUAACACUGACGGGAUGGCAAAGUGCCAGGAUUGCGAGGCAGGUAAGAACUGCUCCACCACGACCAGUGAGAAGUGUCCUCAGGGCUACUACUGUCUUUCCGGAGAGACCCCAAAACCUUGCCAAGUUGGCACUUACGGUGCAUCCGAAGGACUAGAAUCAUCAGAUGCCUGUGAAGUGUGCUUGCAAGGAAGAUACUGUGACGAACCCGCCAUUAACUCCGACACAAUAGAAACUAAGCUAUGUAGAGCGGGCUACUUCUGUGACUACGGUUCUACAUCAGCUACACAAGCUAACUGUGGUAAAGGGUUUUACUGUCUGGAGGGGACUGAGAGGAAGGAGCAGUGUCCUGAGGGAAGUUUCGGGCCUACAGAGAACAUCCCUGACGCUGACUCCUGCACUGCCUGUAGAGCUGGAUUCAGGUGCCCUGAACCUGGUCUUCAGGAUGCUACUGAGGCCUGUCCUUCUGGUUACUACUGUGAGACAGGGACAGCAAGUGACGAGAAGCUAUGCAGUAAAGGUCACAUGUGUGACACGGGAGCAGCAUCGCAAACUCCCUGUGAGCCGGGAACAUUCCAGGAUAACGAGGGAAUGUCAGAGUGCCUCGUUUGCCAGGCUGGGUAUUAUUGCGAGAAAGAAACACCCUCGCUCAGUACCAUCAACGAGUGUCCUACCGGCUACUACUGUGAGGAGGGCACCAAGAGUGCCGAGCAGUCACCUUGUCCUGUUGGAACUUACAAUGAAGAAAAACGAGCUGAAACAGACGCUUCUUGUAUGCCGUGUCCUGGUGGUUACUAUUGCAAGACUCCAGGUCUCUCAACCUAUAAGGAUACCAAAUGUGCUGCCGGAUACUACUGUGGCAAGAGUCAGCAGACAAGUGAACCUGCGUAUAAUUGUGUGAAGGAAGAGGAAACAGGAACUGAGAUCUGUUCUGGACCUUGCCAGCCUGGCUUCUACUGCGAGGAGGGGUCUACAGAAGCUAAGGAGUGUCCCAACGGGUUCUACUGUCCUGCCGAGAAAAUGGGGACAGGAACGGAACACAAGUGCUCUGCCGGAUUCUACUGUGGUCCGGGAUCUAAGACCGCUAAACCGGUUAUCUGUCCGGCUGGACACUACUGUCCGGAGGGAACCGGGGAUCCUCCUGACCAAUGUCCUAUAGGAAAGUACAGCGGAGCGAAGGAGAACACCGCUCCUGCAGAUUGUACCACAUGUCCUGAAGGGUUCUACUGUAACGAACCCGGCAUGGAGACGGGUCUGCAGUGUCCUGGAAAUUACUUUUGCCCACAAGGUAGUGAUGACGGGUACAAGAACAAGUGUAGUGCGGGGUACAAGUGUGAGGCAGGAAGUUCCGAGCAGGUUCCCUGUCUAGAUAACACUUAUCAGGACCAACCAGGAUCGGCAUCGUGUAAAGAUUGUCCAGCCGGAAAGACUUGUGUCAGUGGGGACGGUACCGGUAUUGCGGCUACUGCACCGUGCCCUGUCGGCCACUUCUGUCUCGCUGCCUCGGCUGCGGAGGAAUGUCCACGUGGGACGUACAGAGAUGUAGAAGGAGGAUCUGACGCAGAUUCCUGUUUCAAAUGCCCGGCUGGAAAGUACUGUCCGGAACCGGGCCAUGACGGUGAAACAUUCCUCGAUUGCACUGCUGGAUACUACUGUGAUGCUGGGUCUCACGAGGCUGCACCAGCUGAAUGUAAAGCUGGACACUACUGUCCUGAAGGUACAACAACUGAGUUGCCCUGCGAACCGGGCUACUACAGUAGCAGUACAGGUCUAGCUGCUAAAGAACAGUGUCAGAAGUGCCCUAGUGGCAAGUUCUGUGCAGGAGGUGGAAUCACCUUCACGGGUCCUUGCUCACCUGGUUACUUCUGUCCGGAAGCAUCUCCGGAGAGUAAACCCGCCGGAAAUGAGUGUCCGGCAGGUUCCUACUGUGGGGAGGGAACUCACCACCCUGAUAAGUGUCCCGCUGGUAGAUACAACAAGAAGACUCUCCAGGAUGAUGUGUCAGACUGUCUCCAGUGUCCAGGAGGAAUGUACUGUCCUAAUCCUGGUACUGUGGAUCCCCAGGCUGAGGGUCAGAGUGUGACCUGUCCUAAGGGCUACUACUGUCCGGCUGGAUCUGCUACUGGGAACGCGCACCCUUGUAGAGCAGGGUACUACUGCGAGGAGGGGAGUAUCGAGGAGACACCAUGUCAACAGGGCUCCUUUAGCGUGGAAGCGUCAGAGGAAUGUGAAGAAUGUCCGGCUGGUAAACAAUGUGAGACCGGUGUCCCAGAGGAUUGCAGACAAGGGUAUUACUGUCCUGCGGGCACUUACCAGGCCACUCUUCAGUGUCCUGCUGGUUACUUCGGAGGAACCACAGGAUUGAGCGAUGUUAAUAAUUGUACAAUAUGUACUGCUGGAAGCUAUUGCAAGGAUCCUGGUCUAACAGAAGUAAGUGGGCCGUGUAGUGAGGGUUACUACUGCAAAGAGGGCUCAACCUCAUCUACCCCUGAUGAGGAGAGUAUGGGAGGGGAGUGCGAGCAGGGCUUUUACUGUCCUCAGGGAUCGGAAGCCAUGAAGGAGUGCGCGGCGGGAAUGUUCACAGACGCCCCCGGAGCUGCAGUUUGUAAACCCUGUACUGCUGGUAUGUUCUGUCAAACUUCUGGUACCAGCAGUGUUACCAUCAAACAGUGUGAGGCCGGUAAAUACUGCCCGGAAGGCUCAAUCAACCCAACUCCGUGUCCAAAAGGGAAGUUCAACCAAAAAUUGGAAGCCUCCUCAAUAGAAAGCUGUAGCCCAUGUGAAGCGGGUCAGUACUGUCUAGAGGGUUCAGUACAACCCAAGGGAGACUGUGAGGCAGGGUUCUACUGUCUUACCGGGUCUCACACUCCGCGGCCCUGUCCUGAUAGUGGGGGAGCUUGUAACUGUGAGGGUGAUGACAACGCUAUUGGGGGAGUGUGUCCGGCCGGUAAGAUGUGUCCGGCAGGUACCUCCGAACCAAAGGACUGCACUGCUGGUAGUUAUUGUGAGGUGGGCAAUGAUGGUACUGUCGAUGGCUCCUGUACUGCAGGAUAUUACUGUCCGGCCGGAAGUGCUAUCGCUACAGCACUGAAGUGCAGUCCAGGGCACUACUGUACCGCUGGAUCCGGUAGCAAGAUUCCGUGCCCUGCUGGCAAAUACAACACUCUCCAAACUGCAACCGAACUGUCACAAUGCUCGGAGUGCGAGGCAGGUAGGAUGUGUGAAGCUGCAUCGACAGGAGGAGUGCCUUGUAAAGUGGGGUACUACUGUCCCCAGGGUUCCAGUCCAGACGAUGCCAGCAUCUGUCCUCAAGGACAUUACUGCGAAGAGGGGUCCCCUAAUGCUGAGCCCUGUGAGAAAGGAACAUACACGGAACUAGAGGGGCAGACAGAGUGCGGUGAGUGUAAGGGUGGGAUGUACUGUCCUGGAGAUGGAACCGCUUUGUCCUGUGUUAAAGGCUACUUCUGUCCAGUUAACACUUCUGAUCAUACUAACAACCCGUGUCCUGCUGGUACAAUAGGAGCUGAGAUAGAGCUGAUCAGAGAGGAGCAGUGUGCAGUGUGUCCUGCUGGCAAGUUCUGCUCUUCUUCUGGAAAGAGUGAGGUUACUGGAGACUGUGAUCCUGGGUACUUGUGUCCGGAGAAACAGACCGUAUCAAACCCCUCCACUAACAAGUGUCCAGCUGGAGGUUACUGUAUCGCUGGAGCUACUCAACCCACUCUCUGUCCUGUUGGCACUUUUAGGGCCCUCCAGGGUGGAACCUCAGAAGCAUCAUGUGCCAACUGUACCGCUGGCUCCUUCUGUGAUAAAGAAGGACAGGAUCAAGUAACUGGAACCUGUAACGCAGGAUUUGUGUGCAGUCCAGGCUCAACCCGGUCAGACCCCCCGGAGGGACUGUGUACUGUAGGACACUACUGCACUGCUGGAGCUGUUACUGAAGCUGACUGUCCGGCUGGGACUUACAACCCUGCCACUGGGUCAGAGGAUGAGGAUGCCUGUAAAGAUUGUCCAGGAGGUAAAUACUGCGAGACAGCCGGACAAGGGACCUGGACGGAUGAGUGCUGUGUUGGUUACUAUUGUCCUGAUGGGUCUAGUGUCUGUGAGCAGAACAUCUGCCCUGUUGGCUCUCAGUGUCCCGCUGGUCGGGGGUCUCCCGAGGAGUGUGGAGCAGGAUUCCACGCCCCCAGAGAGGGAAUGAUGUCAUGUGAAACGUGCCCAGACGUGGUGGGGUGA